Molecule: messenger RNA, 3941 nt
Organism: Folsomia candida
Lineage: Eukaryota; Metazoa; Arthropoda; Collembola; Entomobryomorpha; Isotomidae
Exons: 6
Coding region: 1687-2424 (245 amino acids)
Source: RefSeq, a predicted model, not a curated record
AUUCCUCUCUCUCUUAACAUCCGACACAAUAAGACACGAUUUUUUUCAGUCCGUCAGUCAGUGAUUGACUCGUCGACAUAUCUACUCGCUCACUCAGAAAUAUUUGUAACUCGGAAACAUUUAAAUCUCAGAAAUAUAUAAAACUCAGAAAUAUUCAAGCCAAACCAUGGACCCCAAAGUGCAAGCCCUUGAGGCUCGAAUUCGUGAACUCGAUAGAGCCCUGGACCACGAAAAGAAGCGCAGCAUGGAGUCGCACAAACAGAUUUGUCGCAGGGACCGACGCAUCAAAGAGCUCACGCUGGAGGCGGAAGAAUACAAACAGAAAGUCAAAGAUGUUCAAGUUACUGUGCAAGAUUUAGAGAAUGAGAUUCGCAUUUAUAAGAGGAGACUGGACGACUCGCAAGACAUCAGCCACCAAAAUGCGAACCGGUAUCGAAAAGCGCAACAAAAGUAUCAAGACGAAGUCAUCAAGAUUGAGCAGUACGAGGAAAAAGUCCGUCGACGGAGGGCUGAGCAGCAACAGACGCCCUUAUUCGUUCAAAUCUAAACAUUUUUAUUCCACACCACAUUUUGUUCUUGUCCCUGUCCAAAAAAAUUCGUCCUAUUAAGUCCUUCAAAAAGAUGAAAUUUAUCCAUAAAAUACAGUCAAAUGGGAGAAAAUGUGCUACAAAUGUCAUUCCUGUCCCACAUUAUUCAAAGAACAAAAUGCGGAAUAAUUUAUUCCGCAUUUUGUUCUUUUUCCUGUCCCAAAAAAUUCUGCAAGGAAUGUGUCCCAUUAAAUCCUUCAAAAAUGAAAUUUUUCCAUACAAUAUGGAAAAAAUGUGCUACACACGUGUCAUUCCUGUCUCUACAUACCUUGUCUUGUCCUUCCUUCCUCAAACAAAUAAGUGUUCCUUUGGUUAAUUGUUCCGCAAUAAUUGUUUCUUGUUAAAUACAUUUGUGUAAUAAAUUUGUGGUAAAUAUCAAUUAUCAAGUGUACUCAAAUCUACUAAACAUUAUUCUACACGGCAUUUUGUUCUUUUUCCUAUCCCAAAAAAAUCUUUGUUCCACAAGGAAUUUAUGCUACGCAGUCAACAGUUAAAAAUCUGGUAGAAUGAGAUAUACAUAUACUCCAUACUGGUAUUUAUUUGGUAACAAAUUCUUAUCGGAUUGGUAGUAGUUUGUUUCUCGGUGGUAAAUUUUUAAUUACCACAAAAUUACUAAACGGUAGUGCCCAUUUUUACCAGUGCCGAUAUGUAUUUCGGUCGGUAAUGAUUUAAUACCAGUUUUAUAACUUUUAUGUAUAACCCUUCAAAACAUGAGUUUUUUUCGUAAAGUAUGGAAAACGUGUCAUUCCUACAUCAUUUUUCUUCCUUCCUUUAGUUCACUUGUUCCGCAAUAAUUGUUGUUAAACACAUUUAUGUAAAUAAACAUCAAUUAUCAAGUGUAUUCAUCUCACUGGCGUCUCUCACGCUGCUGUGGUAAACACGAUAACAAAACAAACCUUGACUUGUAAAUACAUGUUUACUGUUAGCGUCUCUUUAAAUGUGAAGAACUCAUGAAACUUUGUGCUUUAUGUUUAGCCGUUUAGCAUUUAGCGCAACUGGAUCAUGAUUUUUUGGCCGUGAAAUCAUUUAGCAAAUUAUCUAUUUAAAUUUAUUGCAGCUGCAGAAUUUACAGAAUUGUUCAUUUCUCAAAAACGCCAUCAUGACGUGGACAUGGACGCUUGAAUUUUAUUUGAGUCUGUGCAUUUUUACCGUUUCCGGUAACUUAUUAUUACCGACCUGCAGACAACAUGUCAACGCUAACGGCACGUAUCCUCAAUUACAUGUCAACGCGACGAAUCCUCAAUUACCACGAUGCGCCACCAGCAUCAAAAAUUUCCGGAAGGGGAUCCAUCUUCGAGAAAGAUCGUGGUCGUAUGAAAAUGACGACGCGACCAGUCUUCUCCCUCCAUGGACGGAUAUCUCUUUGGCCGUGAAAGGACAGCAAUUUGCUAUCGACCGAGUCCAAGGAAUCUUCCAAUCCUACCUCUAUGGAGUCACGCUUAUCUUGGCUAAUCCUCAAUUAAGGGAUACUCUCCUGUUCACUGGAAACUCUGACACUGUUCCAAAAUCGAGCCGCCGUUAUGCCGCCACCGUACUGCAAAUCUCUCUCUGGAUUCGGCGUGCUUUAUCCAAAGAGUCGAUAAAACUUGCCGGACAUGAAAACUGGGUGUUGGAAUCCAUCUCAAAAGUCCGUCGUAUUCACAACCAGGUCGGAUUUCUGAUCCAGGGCGCCCUUAAGAAUAAAACUUUUGCAAAAUAUGACUCUUCCUCGGGCAAACAAAUCGAUACUGAACUCUGGACCGCGUUCGAAAAGGAUUUGACCCCAUUUAAGGACAGGGAUGGUCAAAAUCCUGGGUCAAAAUGCAGUAUUUUGAGCUCUGUUCAUCCCCAGGGUUAGGAUUUCUGGGUGUGUUCUGUUACACCCACUAAAAAACGAAAAUCAACGUGGAGAAGGUAACAAUAAGUGGAAAAAAAGAAAUUAUUUAUCUAUCGCGGUCAAAAUACUUUAUUCUUCCAUUUUUAUAAAAAAUAAACUAUGUUCACUGCGAUAAAUAGUAAAUUAAAUUUCUUCAGAAAACAUUUCUGAAAAUUUUCAGAAAUGUCAAGACUUUGACGCCAGAAAAAUAAAUUCUGGAGAAUUUCAAUACGUUCAAAAUACUGUCAGAUAUUGAUUGUCAUUCUCAAAAAUCCAAUCCAUCCAAAUCCAACUCAAAGAACGUACCUCAAAAUCCACGAUUUUUUUCAAAAUUCAUGUUUUCACGAUUUUUAUAAGAAAUUUAGUAUUUUGACCGCGAUAAAAGGUUAAUUUCUGCACAAAACUUGCAUUUUUGCAUGCGUGUUGCCUUCUCCACGUAGAUUUUCGUCUUUUUGUGGUUAUUCCACCCUCCGAAAUCUAAACCCUGAGGAAGAACAGAGCCCCACAAAAUACUCUAUUUUACCCCAGUAUUUUGACCAUCCCCCUGCUUAUUAAGUCCAGAUAUCCGCCCCCUCCUCCUCCCCAAAAUUAUUCGCACGAAGACGGCACCCACCCCAUGAACCAGCUAACCUUUGCCACCACGCAGUGGGCCUUCAUGGGCCUCACCAUCAUGAAUCCCUCCAACGUGAACGUGUACGACGUCGCUGACGACGGAUUACAAGCCUUCGCCCAUCUCUGGGCCGUCCUCGGGUACGCCAUGGGGCUCGAGGACGAGUUCAACUUGGGGUUCAGAAACGGAAGAGAAAAAUUGGUCAAGCUAAACCAACAAUUUUUUCGAAACUAUGUAGCCCCACAUUUAUUCAGGUUGACGGAUGAGAGCAAAUUGUUAAUUGAAGCUUUCAUCAAGGGAGCCGCCCACAUCUUGGAGGGCCUCGACCCGGAAUAUCUUUUGCGAGGAAUUCUCCGCGACGUGUUUGGAAUUUGGCCGAAAAAUAUGAACGCCCGGAUGAAAAUUUCUGAGAUGUGGUCCGAUUUUUUACUAGGAAAUGGAUUCCCACGCUGGAUUCAUGCCGUGUUUCCGGGUCACGACAAAAUCGUGUCGCCGCUCUUUAGCUUGUACCAUUUCAAAGUGGGGUUCACCCAUUUUGGAGCGAGGUACCGGUCGGACGAAGAUAUCGCGAAAUAUUGCUAUUUUUACGAAGAAAAACUUUGAAGAUUUGAAAUUCAAAAUUUGUAUGAAGCGAAUUUUGAAAUUUUUACGCUAAUGAGCCACAAAAAAGUAUAUUAUGUACAUAAUAUGUAUGUAUCAGUCAUUUUUAAAAAACUUGACAAAAAACUGCAAAUUACUAAUUAAUUAUAUUAUAAAAAUUUAAAUUGCAAUCAAUCUUGGAGCGAGAUACUGGUCGGAUGAAGAAAUUGCGAAAUAUUGCUAUUUUUACGACGAGAAAUUUUGAAAUUUUAAUGUUUUUAUGUAGCUUUUUUUGAAAUUGCUACACUUA